CUACAAUCGUGCAUAUCCUGAAAAGACUCCUUUAAUAAAGCUUGUAAUUCCAUACCACACGUAUCUAAAAUCAUCAUGGUUGAGACAGGUCUUCCGGCCGGAUGGGAGGUCCGCCAUUCUAACUCCAAGAACCUCCCUUAUUACUUCAACCCCAUGACAAAAGAAUCGCGGUGGGAGCCUCCAUCAGGCACUGAUACGGAUACGCUCAAGGUUUACAUGGCCAACUACCAUAGCGGGCCCACCAGUCGGCCUGAUGGCACAGGUCAGGGUGAAGGGAAAAUCCGCUGCAGCCACCUUCUCGUCAAGCAUAAGGAGAGCAGACGACCCAGCAGCUGGAAAGAUCCAGAGAUUACUCGGUCCAAGGAGGAGGCGAUUGAAAUCCUUCGUGGCCAUGAAGCGCGCAUCAAGUCGGGCGAGGUCAGCUUAGGAGAUCUUGCGAUGUCAGAAUCAGACUGUAGCAGCGCCAGGAAAAGGGGUGAUCUUGGCUUCUUUGGACGUGGAGAAAUGCAGAAGGAGUUCGAGGACGCUGCCUUUGCUCUACAGCCCGGUCAGGUUAGCGGUAUCGUUGAUACCGCUUCAGGUGUCCAUCUCAUUGAACGAAUUCAAUAAAUUUGAUGGUCUCCUAUUUCGAUACAUAAACAUAAACA
Molecule: messenger RNA, 647 nt
Organism: Aspergillus pseudotamarii
Lineage: Eukaryota; Fungi; Ascomycota; Eurotiomycetes; Eurotiales; Aspergillaceae
Gene: pin1
Product: peptidylprolyl isomerase ESS1
Exons: 4
Coding region: 76-609 (177 amino acids)
Cellular component (GO): nucleus; cytosol
Molecular function (GO): peptidyl-prolyl cis-trans isomerase activity; protein binding
Source: RefSeq, a predicted model, not a curated record